Miscanthus lutarioriparius is the source of this 2079-nucleotide messenger RNA. Lineage: Eukaryota; Viridiplantae; Streptophyta; Magnoliopsida; Poales; Poaceae. The record is from the annotation of a GenBank genome assembly.
AUGGCGGGGCCCGGUGAGAAGGCGGCGGGCGGAGGCGGGGGAGGCGAGAGGCGCAAGUACCCGAUCCACGUGGAGGACUACGAGCUCUACGAGGAGAUCGGGCAGGGCGUCAGCGCCAUCGUCUACCGCGCGCUCUGCAAGCCACUCGACGAGAUCGUCGCCGUCAAGGUUCUCGACUUCGAGCGCACCAACAGCGACCUGAACAACAUCAUGCGCGAAGCUCAGACAAUGAUUCUGAUAGACCACCCUAACGUUGUCAAGGCGCAUUGUUCAUUUGCAAAGGACCAAACGUUAUGGGUGGUUAUGCCGUAUAUGGCUGGAGGGUCCUGUCUUCACAUAAUGAAAUCAGUGCAUCCUACUGGAUUCGAGGAACCCAUCAUUGCAACGAUACUUCGUGAAGUCCUCAAAGGUUUAGAGUAUCUUCACCAUCAUGGCUCUAUACAUCGAGAUGUGAAGGCAGGAAAUAUUCUAGUCGAUUCUAGGGGUGGAAUUAAGCUUGGGGACUUUGGAGUCUCUGCUUGCCUUUUUGAUUCUGGUGAUAGGCAGAGGGCCAGGAAUACUUUUGUGGGAACGCCUUGCUGGAUGGCGCCCGAGGUUAUGGAGCAGCUACAUGGAUAUGAUUUCAGAGCAGACAUAUGGUCCUUUGGAAUUACUGCACUUGAACUUGCUCAUGGUCAUGCUCCUUUCUCUAAGUACCCUCCCAUGAAGGUCUUGCUUAUGACACUUCAGAAUGCUCCUCCAGGUCUUGACUAUGAAAGAGAUAAGAAAUUCUCAAGGAACUUCAAGCAAAUGGUUGCUAUGUGUUUGGUAAAAGACCCUUCAAGGAGGCCUUCGGCAAAAAGAUUGUUGAAGCAAUCAUUUUUCAAACAAGCUCGUUCCACUGAUUUCAUUGCACGAAAGCUUUUGGAAGGAUUACCUGGCCUUGGUGUUAGAUAUCAAGCUUUGAAGGAAAAGGAUCAAGAUUUAAUGGCUCAAAGGAAAAUGUCUGAUGGAAAGAAAGAAGAAAUCUCGCAGGAUGAAUACAAAAGGGGUAUUAGCAGCUGGACCUUCAACAUGGAUGACCUGAGAUCUCAAGCUUCACUGGGCACAGAAUGUGAAGACAGUAUAUCAUGCAAAGAUUCAGAUAUGUCUUUCUAUGACUUGGACAGCUUACAGGAUCAAGCAACAGAAGGGCCACAUUUGUCGAGAGAUAUCUCAACGAAGUAUGAUGCUGACAUUGAAAAUGAUAUGACAGCCAAAGAUAAGUCAGCUGUUUCAUCUCCUGAUCAGCCUGCUUGCUUGUUAAGGAAUGCUUCUAUGCAUGGGAUGCCCACAAACGGUUCUGUCAGGAAAGACAACUCUACAGAAAGCUUCGAUAUGGAAUGUCAAGAGAAACAUCCGGACAUUAUUCCAACUAGCUCAUCCCAUGAAAGGAAGUUUUCUUUUAGUUCUUGUUCAUCAGAUGGACUCCUUUCGUCCAAAGAGAGCUCGAGACAGCAAAGUAGCAUCCACAACCGUGACAAGUGUAAUGGAGCGCCCUUGCAUGUAUCAGAUGAAACAUCUCCUGAAGCUGCUCCUAAGGCACAUAAAUCAGCAGAGGACCAUGAUGAUAGAUCGAAACCUCCACUUAUAAGAGGUCGAUUUAAAGUUAUACCUGGGCAUGUUGACUUUGAUAAGGUUCAACCACCUGGCCUACAGAAGUGUCACAGCAUGCAGACAAUUUCUCGCCUUCCAUCAUUAAGUAUACCCUCUUCCGCAGAAGUUGCAUCAAACAUUAUUGGUGGCUCCUUCUACAUGCAGCUAUAUAGUAUUCUACAGACAAAUAUGCUUCAGAGGGACCAAAUACUUAACGCGAUGAAACAGGUGAGUGGUUGUGACAUGGCUUCACCAGGCAUACCUUCUAUGGCUUCGCAGUGUAUCCCUUCCACAAGUCGCUCGACAUCUCCAUCAGGUGCAGUGUCGGUUGACAGAUCCAUGUUGGAAGCUGCAUAUGAAAGGGAGAAAGAGCUACUGAAUGAGGUCUUGGAGCUGCAAUGGCGAUCUGAUGCUGAAGCUGCUAAGGGGGCAUUAAGGGCGCAUUGUGGCAAGAUGAUCUGUUGA